AGCCGGCUUUCACGCCGCCCGCAAAUUUUGGUUGUUGUGAUUGCGACACGUUACGGAUUUUCCUUUCUCUGCUAAAACUGGAACCGGAAAAUGCAACGCAAUGAUCAAGUGCAACCGUACGAUGAACAGCAGAAAAAUGCGAUGAACUACCAAUUCUCGCAAGAGGAGAUGCGCGUCCUGCGAGAAUGCAAUCGGGAAUCGUUCUUUCAACGUUCGCUUCCGCUCGGAACGGUGAUGGGAUUCGGAGCAUGGUAUGCCGUGCAAAAUAACUACCUAAAGGCAAGCGCCCGGUUCGGACCGGCACCAAAGGUGCUAAUUGGUGUAACGCUGGGCUACUUCAUCGGAAAGAUCAGCUACCAGAGCAAGUGUGCCGAGAAGCUCAUGCAGCUCCCCAACUCACGAUUGGCUGAUUUACUGAAGCAACGUCGCCUGGGAGGAACGGGAAUGACUGAUAAAUUCCUACCUGAUCAAGGAUUCGGUGCGAGCAGCAUGCUGACCCCGUUUGCCUCCACACCGUCACCCGAACGCCACGCCGACGAAUCGUUCACGAACAACAGUUCCCUCAAUCUGGAUUAUGAUGCACCACAGUACGCCGGCCUUGACGAUAGCGGACGUCCCACGCUCGAUUCGAUGAGCAUCCUCGACGAAGAUCUCCAGCUACCACCUGCCCCAAAAUCUUCGAAAACAUACGAAGAAUUACGGCGACAGAAUCGUGAGGAGUACGUGAAGCGUCACCAGCAACCAUACCGUCCGGCAACCGUCCUCGAGGAUAGUCCUCCGAUUCGACGAGACCCGGUAAUGGAUCGUAGACCGACUCCCGAUGAGCCAGCAGCUAGUCCACCUGGCGUCAAAAACAAGUACGGUGACUCAUGGUCACAAUAGAAGGAGCGCCGUCUCGCAUUUCUGUGUUUUGUUAGUGUGAGAGCAAAUAGUAGUUAUAUAUGGC
Messenger RNA from Anopheles darlingi, 946 nucleotides. It is a transcript of the gene asrij, whose product is annotated as OCIA domain-containing protein 1. Lineage: Eukaryota; Metazoa; Arthropoda; Insecta; Diptera; Culicidae. The record is from RefSeq and is a predicted model, not a curated record. The coding region runs from base 91 to 882 and encodes 263 amino acids. The transcript is spliced from 5 exons. Gene Ontology annotation, cellular component: endosome.